Molecule: messenger RNA, 3049 nt
Organism: Anarrhichthys ocellatus (wolf-eel)
Lineage: Eukaryota; Metazoa; Chordata; Actinopteri; Perciformes; Anarhichadidae
Gene: syvn1
Product: synovial apoptosis inhibitor 1, synoviolin
Exons: 16
Coding region: 327-2237 (636 amino acids)
Biological process (GO): ERAD pathway; proteasome-mediated ubiquitin-dependent protein catabolic process
Cellular component (GO): endomembrane system
Molecular function (GO): ubiquitin protein ligase activity
Source: RefSeq, a predicted model, not a curated record
AUAAUUUCUCUUUCUAUCUGCUCUUUACACCGAGUAACUGACAGAAGACGGGGAGUGUUUCGGUGAUGCUUGAAAAUACACUUGCGUCAAAUUACCGUAGCAGCCGGAUGUGAUGUGGCUCCAAAGGAGCAAGCCAAAGAUAAACACGUAGCCAGACGGAUAGGGGCGAGGAUAAUACAUGUUGUAAAGAGGCUACCUUGAAACGGUCGAAAUGGAGUAGCCGCGGAGAAUAUAUAGAUUUUAGUAGGCCAGGAGUCAUCCGUCAAGUUAACGAAGGAGCAAGUCUUCCGCAGACAUCGAGUCGUACAUCUGUAGCUGAGUCCGAGAUGGUGCGAGCAUUCUUGGUGACUGCCACCAGUCUGGCUCUGACUGGGGCCGUGGUGGCACACGCCUACCUCCUCAAACACCAGUUCUACCCGACUGUGGUCUACCUCACCAAGAGCAGCCCCAGCAUGGCGGUGUUGUACAUUCAGGCCUUCGUGUUGGUGUUCCUGCUGGGAAAGUUCAUGAGGAAGGUCUUUUUUGGACAGCUACGGGCUGCAGAAAUGGAGCAUCUCAUCGAGCGCUCCUGGUACGCUGUGACCGAGACGUGCCUGGCCUUCACUGUGUUCAGGGACGACUUCUCCCCUCGCUUUGUGGCCCUCUUCACACUCCUGCUCUUCCUCAAGUGCUUCCACUGGCUGGCUGAGGACCGGGUGGACUUUAUGGAACGGAGUCCAAACAUAUCUUGGAUCUUUCACUUCAGAGUGUUGUCUCUCAUGGGACUGCUGGCUAUCCUGGACUUCCUGUUUGUCAACCACGCCUGUCACAGCAUCAUCACCCGAGGAGCCUCAGUGCAGCUUGUUUUCGGAUUUGAGUAUGCCAUCCUGAUGACCAUGGUGCUGACGACCUUCAUCAAGUACCUUCUGCACACCGUCGACCUGCAGAGUGAGAAUCCCUGGGACAACAAGGCCGUCUACAUGCUCUACACCGAGCUCUUCACAGGUUUCAUCAAAGUGAUCCUGUACAUCGCCUUCAUGACCAUCAUGAUAAAGGUCCACACCUUCCCCCUGUUUGCCAUCCGGCCCAUGUAUCUGGCUAUGAGGCAGUUCAAGAAAGCCGUAACAGAUGCUAUAAUGUCUCGGAGAGCCAUCCGCAACAUGAACACACUAUACCCCGAUGCUACUCCUGAAGAUCUGCUGGCCUCUGACAACGUCUGCAUCAUCUGUCGAGAGGAAAUGGUGACGGGAGCCAAGAAACUGCCUUGUAAUCACAUUUUCCACUCCAGCUGCCUACGCUCCUGGUUCCAGAGGCAGCAGACCUGCCCGACCUGUCGCAUGGACGUCCUCCGCGCAUCCAACAACAAUCAGACUCCAGCCCCGGCCCAGGCCCCGCCCCCUGCACCCGCGGCCCCCGCCAACGCCCCCGCGGCCCCGCCCGCCAACGUGGCCCCAGGCAUGUUACCUGGCUUCCCCCCCGGCGUCUUCCCCUUCUGGGGUCCCUUCCCUGCGGUGCCUCCCCCUGCCGCAGCGGCUGCCGCUCCGGGUGCCAGCGAUGCGCCACAGAGCAGCGCGGAGGCGACACAGGCCGCCGGCUCCAGCCAGGCCACCUCGUCGACCGCAGAUGCCGCUGCAGCUCCAGGAUCAGCAAUCCCGGGUUUCCCCUUCUCCUUCCCGCCUCCUCCCUUCCCCACUGCGCCAUGGCUCAUGCCUCCCCCUCCUCCCUUCGUGUCGUCCAUGCCUCCUCCUCCCCCCUCUCUGUCCCGGCUGUCCGAGGAGGAGCUGAGGGACCUGGAGGCGGAGGGUCGGCGGGGCCUCGAGGCUCGGCUCCAGUGUCUCCAGAACAUCCACACCCUGCUGGACGCCGCCAUGCUCAACAUCCACCACUACCUCAGCACCGUCACCACGCUCGCUCCACCGAGGGCCGAGGGCGGCACCAGAGCAGCACCCGGCGGGACGAACGAUGCCACCGCUUCCCCUCCUGCAGCUGACGGCAGCGCGGAUAGCCCCAGCCAGGAGAAGGACUCUACCAGCACUUCCAGCACUGAGCAGCUGGACGGAGCCGCAGCCUCCCCUCAGCCAGCUGACUCUGCCUCCACCGCCUCGGACACGGAGCCAAAAGAAGAGCUGGACGACGGAGUGGCGGGCGCCGCCGGGGGGGUGGACGAGGACGGAGAGCCCAAUGCUGCCGAGCUGAGGCGCCGCCGCCUCCGUAAGCUGGAGACCUCGUCGUCGUCCUCACCCCCUCCUGACAACUGAUGCUGGUGCUCUGACUCGGGACACGUUGCUCUGGACCGGCAGGAACUCUGAGCUGAUAGAUGGUUGACUUUGGUUCUUCAUCGCCUCUCUUCCUCGUGGCUCUCGCCUCCCACAGGCUCAGGUUCCCGACCGUCGUCGAGUAGGACUCCGGCUACCGGGAGAUGCGAUGAUCGGUACUGCUUACCUGGACCGCUUCUGUGUCAGAAAGCAAUAGCACGACUCCUGUUAUUUUUUUUUAUUUCCCCCCCCUUCAGAAUGACUCCUGCAAUAAGAGUACUGCAGGUGUUUGUAGGUUUAAUCAGGUGGAGGAGGAAUUUCAAACCCAUUUAUCUGGUCGGUGUAAUGGAGACGAUGUUCGGAUGUGUUUGGUAGUUUUACUGUCGGUGAGGUCUUUGCCCACACUUUUGAUUUCAGUUUAAUUCAGUUUCCUUUUCGGCAUAAAAGGAGGUCAACAUGUUACACAGCACCUGGAUCGGUGUCUCAUCCAGAGAAUUCAAAUGGAGGGAAGUUGAUGAGCUGCUUUGGCUCUUUUUUUUUUUGUUCUUUAACCUUCAUCACUCUUCUGUCGCCACUGCAGUCGCUGUAUCCUACUGAUUGAUUUGAAUAUGUACAUACUGUAUAAAGAGUUUUAAUAGGAUGAUCUGUACAUAAUGCAGAAUAAACUGUUUGACUGAAAUGGCAGUGGCACAACAUGUACCCUGGUGUGUAUGUUCACAGACUAAUUCUAUAGAACACUUCUCUUCAGGUGUCUGAGCUUUUAAUGUUGCCUUUGAAUGAGAGAUUGGGCUGUAAAAUUAAAACUCAUCAUCACU